This is a messenger RNA of Suillus subaureus, 240 nucleotides long. RefSeq lists its product as uncharacterized. The record is from RefSeq and is a predicted model, not a curated record. The transcript has 2 exons. Lineage: Eukaryota; Fungi; Basidiomycota; Agaricomycetes; Boletales; Suillaceae. The annotation marks the transcript as partial.
ACUGGUGGACCAAAGACCAACGCCCAGAAGUGGAACCUCAAGCACGUUACGCCAGGGUCUAUUGCAUGGGCUGCCAUCAUUGCAAUCUUUUUGCUAUUGCCCGAUACCGAAUUUCAGAAGUCAGGCACAGGAAAGUCCUCUGGCAUCAACUACAAGGACCUUUUCUUUCACUACAAGAAACUCUUGCUCACCAAGUGGGACAGCUGCUGCAUCCAGACCAUUGUGCAAAACAUCGACUGA